AUUAAAUUAAAAACACGGAAGUGACGACAAAACUGCACGACGAAGUGACUGCUCAUCCAAACAAAAAUACUGCGGAGAGAUUCCUGAAAUGGUGAUACAGCAUGGACACACUGUCCAGUCAUAGCUGUUACCUGUUACAGCAGCUUCAUGAGCAGCGCAUCCAGGGUCUUUUCUGUGACUGCGUGUUAGUGGUCAAAGGAGUCAGCUUUAAAGCUCACAAGAAUGUAUUAGCAUCAUUCAGUCAAUAUUUUCGAACGUUGUUUCAGAACUCUUCUGGACAAAAAAUGGAAACAUUUCACCUUGAUAUUAAAAAUGUUGGAGGAAUUGGGCAGAUUCUUGAUUUUAUGUAUACAUCUCAUCUUGAACUAAACCAUGAAAAUGUGCAAUCCAUGCUUGAUAUUGCUCAGUAUCUUCAGGUACCUAAUGUGCUCAGCUUGUGCAGUAAUUUCCUAAAGCCCUUUACUUCUGUUGUGGAGUCAUCAAGCAUUGUCUCUGAGAAUACCUCUUUCCCAUUGCCUCAAGUUGCUCCAUCAGAUUCGGACAGUGUUCUGGACACUAAUACACCACCUGAGAUUGGACAACAAUGUGGUUCUGAAGCACAGAAACAAUUAUGUACUUCUACCAGUGUAGAACUCUCUAGAAGGCUUCAAUCAAAGUGUUUAAAUCAAAAUCAGUCAUUUGAAACUCUUAAUAGUGGUUCUGUUGAGCCUGAAAAACAAAUAUCACAUGGACUUAAACUGCGUAACUUUUACAGCAAGCAGUAUUUUAAGCAAAAUCCUGCUUUGCAGGGAAAUGUCAAUUUAAACCCAAAUUCACAUAAUGGUAUAGAAGAGACUUUUCCAUCUAAUGUAACAGAAGUUGCUAAUACUGUAGACAUAACAUUGUGCUCCUUAAGCAACAGAGAAUGCAACUCUGAAAUAUCUGACAGCUUACCGCCAGGUUUUGUUGUACAACCACUAGUAGAAGCUACUGUUAACCAAACAUCUCGGAGAGAAUCUGCAGCAGUUAGUAAACCUGUUUGUCCAAAGAAGACAGUCUACCUUAAAAAGUAUAAUUACUUAAGAUCCCAAGAAUCUUUUGAGGACACAACAGUGCAUCAAGAUUCAUUCAGUAAUACUCAAACUAAAGACAGUAACAAGCCUAUUUCUGGUAAAGAAGUUGGAGAUGCUGAUGUUAGUCAUUUACCUAUAGAUAAAGAUCUUCCAACCAUGCCAAGCUUGCAACAUGCUGAAACAUCCUCACAAGAAUCAGAGAUGAGGAAAGGAAAUUCUUCAGUUAAUACUUCAGAUUAUUCUCUCCCUCAGGUUUUCCAGAAACAGUACUGUUGUGAAAUGUGUGGAAAAAUAUUCAAGCACCCAAGUAAUUUGGAGCUUCAUAAACGUUCUCAUACAGGUGAAAAACCUUUUCAGUGUAAUAUCUGCGGAAAAAACUUUUCUCAGGCAGGAAACCUCCAAACUCAUUUACGGCGACACUCAGGUGAAAAACCAUACAUAUGUGAAAUCUGUGGAAAAAGCUUUGCUGCUUCAGGGGAUGUGCAACGUCAUAUAGUGAUUCACACUGGAGAAAAACCUCACCUAUGUGACAUUUGUGGCAGAGGAUUUAGUAAUUUCAGCAACCUUAAGGAACAUAAGAAGACCCAUACAUCUGACAGUAUGUUUACCUGUGACCAAUGCGACAAAUCUUUCAAUAUGCACAGAAAACUCCUGAAGCAUAGAGUCAGACACACCGGAGAGAGGCCAUAUAGUUGUGCAACAUGCGGAAAGUGCUUUGCAGGAUCUGGAGAUUUACGGAGGCAUGUCCGAACACAUACUGGUGAAAGGCCUUAUACCUGUGAAACCUGUGGAAAGUGUUUCACUCGCUCUGCUGUUUUAAGGAGACAUAAGACCAUGCACUGUAAGACUGGAGAUGGUCAAGUUUUGGAGGAUCUUGGAGAGGUUGAAUCCCCUUACUUACAGUCUGUGUGCCAAAAGGAACACAAUUCUGAAGCAUUUUCAUCCAUACUGCCAGACUCUAGUAAACUUCCUCCACAGACAAACGAGUCUGGUCCUACCGUGGGCUUUAAUUCUGCCACCUCAAACUCUUUUCCUGAUCUUGGCUCUAUAGUACAGCCUCAGCUUAUUUCUCCAGAGGGAAAAUUAUGUGCUGAUCUUGUUAAAGUUCCAAAGCCUCAUAGACAAAAUGAACACUUUUCAUAUGAGCAGCAUCAAGUUACUAAUGAUGGAGAACAUUUGCAGGGCACAAACACAUCCAUGGUCCGCCAAUCUGUGUCAAACUUGGAUUCUCAAUGUAAUGUUACUUUAGGAUCUCGGAUUAAUUCAGCCUUUUACAGGAAUAAUGAGGGACCGUUUAUCUCAAGCAUGACUCUUUGGGGAUUGGCCAUGAAGACUUUACAAAAUGACAGUGAGAUGGAGCAGUGAUUUGUAUAGUUCAUAACUACUAAUGUAUAUUUUUGAAAAGACUAAAAAUUAACCCACUGUCUGAAAAAUGAUAAUAUAUGUUAGACUUAUAUUUUUAUUUUUUUGCUUUUGCUUAUAAUCUUAUGUUAGGCAUUGUAAUAUGAGACUUAAUUAUGUUUUAUUGUAAUAUUUAAGCCUAGUGUAAUUAGUUGUAUUGUAAACAUAUUAAAAAUCAUUACAUACAAGGUGAUUCACCAUGAUCAUAUGGUUUGUAUCAAAUAUAUUUUUGUUAAGGAAAUAGACAUAUCCAAACGUGCUACACUGAAAUAAAAUUAAAACUGA
Molecule: messenger RNA, 2738 nt
Organism: Polypterus senegalus (gray bichir)
Lineage: Eukaryota; Metazoa; Chordata; Cladistia; Polypteriformes; Polypteridae
Gene: zbtb49
Product: zinc finger and BTB domain containing 49
Exons: 8
Coding region: 102-2417 (771 amino acids)
Biological process (GO): regulation of transcription by RNA polymerase II
Cellular component (GO): nucleus
Molecular function (GO): protein binding; RNA polymerase II cis-regulatory region sequence-specific DNA binding; DNA-binding transcription factor activity, RNA polymerase II-specific
Source: RefSeq, a predicted model, not a curated record